This is a messenger RNA of Sungouiella intermedia, 1497 nucleotides long. The record is from the annotation of a GenBank genome assembly. NCBI's taxonomy places the organism in Eukaryota, Fungi, Ascomycota, Pichiomycetes, Serinales, Metschnikowiaceae.
AUGAAGAAACACACAAAGACCCAGUCCUCUUACGCCUUCGACAACACCGCAACCACGGUGGCUGCUUCGCAAAUGCGUAAUGCCUUGAACAACUUGGUCGACACCGUCGAGGAUACCGAGGCCCAGAGCAAGUUCGAGUCCCAGAUGGACUCCUUCUUCGCCUUGUUUAGAAGAUACGUGGCCGACAAGGCAUCUGGAAACACCUUGGACUGGGACAAGAUCAAGUCGCCAUCCCCAAGUGAGGUUGUUCAGUACUCUAAGUUGCCCGAGGCUGCUGACAAGGAGACCUCCAACUUGUCCAAGUUGGCCGUAUUGAAAUUGAACGGUGGUUUGGGUACCUCAAUGGGAUGUGUGGGUCCUAAGUCUGUGAUUGAGGUCAGAGACGGUAACACUUUCUUGGACUUGGCUGUUAGACAAAUCGAGCACUUAAACCGUAGAUACGACACUGAUGUGCCACUUUUGUUGAUGAACUCGUUCAACACCGAUGCCGACACUGCCAAGAUCAUCAAGAAGUACCAGGGCCACCGUAUCAGAGUUAGAACCUUCAACCAGUCCAGAUUCCCAAGAAUCUUCAAGGAUUCUCUCUUGCCUGUUCCUGAUUCCUAUGAUGAUGAAUUGGAGUGCUGGUACCCUCCAGGACACGGUGACUUGUUUGAAAGUUUGCUUUCUUCCGGUGAAUUGGACGCCUUGUUGGCCCAGGGCAGAGAGAUUUUGUUCGUGUCCAAUGGUGACAACUUGGGUGCCACUGUGGAUACCAACAUCUUGAACCAUAUGCUUGAGACUGGUGCCGAGUACAUCAUGGAAUUGACUGAUAAGACCAGAGCUGAUGUCAAGGGUGGUACUUUGAUUAACUACGAUGGCCAGGUGCGUUUGUUGGAAAUUGCUCAGGUGCCAAAGGAGCAUGUUGAGGAUUUCAAGUCCAUCAAGAAGUUCAAGUACUUCAACACCAACAACUUGUGGAUCAAUUUGCGCGCUGUCAAGAGAUUGGUGGAGUCAAACGGUAUUGAGUCCGAGAUCAUUCCAAACUCAAAGACCAUCUCCAAGGGUAACUCUGACGUUAACGUGUUACAAUUGGAGACUGCUGUCGGUGCUGCUAUUAGACACUUCGAGGGUGCUCAUGGUGUGGUGGUUCCAAGAUCCAGAUUUUUGCCUGUCAAGACCUGUUCCGACUUGUUGUUAGUGAAAUCCGACUUGUUCUUCCUCGAGCACGGUGCAUUGAAGUUGGACCCAACCAGAUACGGUUUUGCUAACCCAUUGAUCAAGUUGGGAUCCCACUUCAAGAAGGUCAACGACUUCCAGAAGAGAAUUCCUCACAUGCCUAAGAUUUUAGAGUUGGACCACUUGACUAUCACUGGAAAUGUUAACUUGGGAAGAAACGUCACCUUGAAGGGUACUGUGAUCAUUGUUGUCAACGAAGGCGAGUCUAUUGAUAUUCCAAACGGUUCUAUUUUGGAGAAUGUGGUGGUCACCGGUACAUUGCGUAUCUUGGAGCACUAA